Molecule: messenger RNA, 3577 nt
Organism: Talaromyces stipitatus ATCC 10500
Lineage: Eukaryota; Fungi; Ascomycota; Eurotiomycetes; Eurotiales; Trichocomaceae
Product: vesicle-mediated transport protein (Imh1), putative
Exons: 4
Coding region: 1-3501 (1166 amino acids)
Cellular component (GO): Golgi apparatus
Source: RefSeq, a predicted model, not a curated record
AUGUUCCAGCGAAUCCGCGGCGCAAUAGACUCCGUAAUCGCCGAAGAACAAGCCCGCCAACGAUCCGCUCAAGAAUCAAUCGCCGGCGGCCGAUCGACAGUCGCCCGUCGCUCAUCAACCAGAACAGCACGGCAACGAAGUAAUAGUGCUCUACCACAACAGCAACAACAGCCACCGCGGAGUCCGGAUCCGAGGGAGUUUGAGUUUUCGAUUGGUGAUGAUGAUGCGAGUACAUCAGUAAGUACGACUCAGAGUAGUCGGUCCGGGACGCCGAGGUUGGAGGUGACGCAGUCGACGACGGGGACUACGGCUUCGGAGCGAGAUGGGUCCGAGAGGACUGAUACUGGGGAUGGGGAGAAGAAGAAGGAGCCUGCAGAGGAAGGGAGAGAUAAACCUGCCGCGAGUACGGAGAAGCCUGCUUCGACACCGGAGUUACCGAUUGAAGUACGCUCGAAAUUGAGACGCUUGGAUAAGAUUGAGUCGAAAUAUUCCGAUCUACUCAAAGCGUACAAACUCGCUCAUGCGCGCGUCUUAUUGAUUGAACCGUUUGAAUCGGCGCUAAAAGAGAAUACGCCGCUGACCUCGAUCGGGGAUCCGAAGGCGUUGACUGAAUAUUUGAAUCAGAUGUCGUUGAAAAAUGAUAUGUUGAUGGAUGAGUUGAAAAGGGUGACUUCGGAUCGGGACGAUUAUAAAAAGAAAUUGGCGGAGGCGGAAAAAUCUGCCAAAGAGGUUUCGGAUGAGGUGGCUAGGCUGAAGGAGCAGAAGAAGACGGAGGAACCAUCGGAAGAGAAGGAAGAUAAGAAGUCGACCGCAGAUACAGAAGACUUUUUCUCAUUUGAUAAUGAAAUUCCGCGUCUCGAGUCGGAAGUGCAGGCGAAACAAGACGAGAUUGAGAAACUCACGACAGAGGUGGAUCAGCUCAAGCGUGAUUUGACCGUGGCGCGCGAGUCGACGGAGAGCAUGGUCGUUACGUUAGAAUCAACUACCCGAGAAUUGGAAGGACUGCGGGAGUUCAAGGAUAAGCAUGAGUCCGAGCUUGACGAUUUGAAGUCUUUGAAACAGAAGGAGAUUGAUGAGAUCAAGACGAAGCUGGAGUCUGCGGAAUCUGCUAUUGAGAAGGCGAAAACUGAGUUGUCAGAUGUCAAGAGCCAGCUGAAUGAAAAAUCAGAGGAACUCGAUCGUUUGAAGUCGGAGGCUGCCAAUACCAAGUCGCAAGUCGAUACCUCGGAACUUGACAAGAAGAUUUCUCUCAUUGAAAAAGAUAAAGCAGACAAGGAAAAACGACUUGGAGUUAUUGAGGGACUGGUCGAUAAGUUAAAGACUCAGGUCAAAGAAGGAGAGGAUACUGUAUCCUCGCUUCGCACGGAGCUUACAGAAAAGGGUUCUCAAUUAGAAGGACUGGGGCGAAUUGCCAAGUUUGUAGAUGAUGGUCUUGAUUUCUCGCCCAAGUGGAAGACGACGCGAGAGUCUGUUGUGGCCGGAAAGAUGGCUAGUUUUGAUGACGUGCGUCAGAUUUUGCUGUCUGAGAAAUCUGAAGCUCAAGAGCCUGCUGCUGAGAACCAAAGCACUGGCUCUAAGAAGAAGAAGAACAAAAAGAAGAAAACUGGCAAGCAGAAUAACGAGCCUGCCACCAAAGAGACACCCGAGGCAUCAAAGGAGCAGGCAACAGAUGUAGCUGCCUUGGAAAAGAAGGUUGAAGAGCUGACCGAGCAACUCACCGAAAAAGAAGCAGCAAUUGACCGGUUACAUGCAAAACUAAAGGGCGAGGAGGACCUGAAAGAAGAAAUCGAAUCUCUGCGAGACGAACUUCUUCACAUCGGCCAGGAACACGUCGAAGCCAAAGACCAAGUCAAAGCUCUACAAGCCGAAAAGGCUGCUCUAGAGGAAGCAAGAGCAAAGAUUGAAAAGGAGGUAGCCGAGUUGCGUACGAACCAUGCAUCCGCAACCGCCGAUUCCGAGAAAGUGCAUACCGAUUUGAAAGCUGAAUUUGAGGAACUGAAGCACAAAUCGACUACAUUGGAGAAAGAUCUUUCUGCCGCUCAACAACUGGCCGCGUCGCGGUUUAAGGAUUUGACUGAUCUCAGAAACACGAUGCAAAAGUUGACACCGGAGCUGCGAAAUUUGCGUGCCGAGUCUGCAGAGUUGAAAACUACCAAGGAGGAGCUGAAUAAGAAGACGGCUGAGUUUAAGAAAUUAGAGAAUAAGCAUGACGAUUUGCGGGCAGAAGUCAAAUCGCUCAAGUCGAGUAUCGCGGAUCGUGAGAAUGAGGUCAAGACUCUUAAUCAGAAGAUUCGACAGGAGACUGAUAGUCGGCUCAAAGCUGAGGACGCUUUGUCUGUUACCAAGUCUGAUCUGCGGCAGAGUGAAGCACGGAAACAGCAAGCUAUAGACACGCAAGAGAGACUUUUAAAGGACUUGUCUAGAGCACAAGAAGAGUUGAAGAAUCUACGCGCGAAAAUGCGAGAGGCAGAAGAGAAAUCCGCCCAAUUCGAUAGAGAACUGAUCGGUCUCCGAGAAGAAAUUCAGCUCAAGACAGCUCAACACGCUAGUGCACAAAGCUUGAUGACCAGCAUGCGCGACCAGACGUCUGAAAUGGCAAUGCAGAUGAAAGAAGCGCGUGAACGAUGCGAAAGCCUGGAAGAAGAACUCGCCGAAGCGCAUCGCCUCUUGACGGAACGAAGCCGUGAAGGCGAGACCAUGCGUCGUUUGCUGAAUGAAAUUGAAGGCCGCACAGAAGCCAAAAUCCGGGAUUACAAAGAACGACUCGAAGCCGCCAUUGAAGAGCGCGAUAAAGCUGAAGAAGAGGCAACUACGAUGGGACGACGACGCGCAAGGGAAUUGGAGGAACUAAAAACCAAAGUCCGAGAAACCGAGAAAGCGCUCAAAACAGCAGAAAACGACAAGGAAGAAUUGGAAUAUGCGCAACGAGAUUGGAAACGACGACGAGAUGAUUUGGAAAUUCAAGCGGAGCGAUCAACACAAGAAGCCAAGGAAAUUCGCCAAGCGAUGGUUCAGCUGCGAGAUGCACUAGACGAAAGCGAGCGACAAGUUCGAGAUAUGGAAAAGGAGAAAGCGGAAUUACGCCGCUCGAUCGAGGAGACGACCUCUCGACUUGAGAGGUUACGGAAAGCGAAUAAAUCGUUGACAGAGGAGAUUAAUCGUGCCGGCAGUACAAAUAACGGUAACGGCAUGGCUAAAAGACCGUCGACAAUGGAAUCGGGAAUUACGUCUUCACGUUCAUCCAUUGAUUCACGCAGGCCGGGAAUCACAUCUGGAGGAUCCAGGGAACGGAAUCCAUCCGUCGCGAGGAGCGAGACGCCUACCGAGCGAAGUCAGACGGCAGGGUCGAUUGAUUACAUAUACCUGAAAAAUGUGUUGUUGCAGUUUUUGGAGCAAAAGGAUAAGAAUUAUCAGAAACAGCUUAUACCGGUGCUAGCGAUGUUGUUGCAUUUUGAUCGGAAUGAUGAGCAGAGGUGGAUGUCUGCUGUGAUGUCGAGAUGAGGUGUAUAGGUAGGGAUAGUGGACAGUGUAUUAUAGGUUAAUUCGAGGAAUGUAUAUACUAUCUUCUUGCCCGGUG